Lachnellula hyalina is the source of this 531-nucleotide messenger RNA. It is a transcript of the gene gsfK, whose product is annotated as Short chain dehydrogenase. Bases 1 to 531 code for a protein of 176 amino acids. The transcript has 2 exons. NCBI's taxonomy places the organism in Eukaryota, Fungi, Ascomycota, Leotiomycetes, Helotiales, Lachnaceae. The record is from RefSeq and is a predicted model, not a curated record.
AUGGCCGAGCAAACAGUAGUCUUCAUCUCUGGAACUAGUUCAGGAAUUGGAAAGGCACUGGCCGAAUACUACCUGGCGAAACCCAACCACACCGUCAUCGGAAGUAUCCGUAACAGCAGCGCUCCCUCUGUAGCAGAGUUGAAGUCAUUCAAGCCUGCAAGCGAUUCCAGCCUUCUCCUCGUCCAUAUCGAAAGCACAUCUACCGACGACCCAAAGAAAGCAUUGGUCGCUAUCGAAGAAGCGGGUAUCAAACACAUCGAUAUCGUCUAUGCCAAUGCAGGAGGCAGUCCACCCGUCGUAGCUCUGGAAGACGUUCCUGUCGCGGACUUCCUUUCCAGUUUCCAGACCAACGCUCUCGCUCCUCUAGUACUGUUCCAAACUCUCAGACCACUGCUUCAGAAAUCAAAGGCUCCAAAGUGGGCUUCCAUAAGCUCCAUCAGCGGUUCUAUUGGUAUGAUGGGUACUUUGGGUACUCAUAUUACUGUUGCUUAUGGUGCUUCCAAAGCUACUUUGAAUUGGUUGACACGGUAA